AUGAAGUCUCGAGCUGUACUUGCCCUGCUGCUGUUGACUUGUGUUUUCCUCACUGGCGUCAACAGUGGCUUCAUCGAAGGUAUCCUCAGUCUCGCAGAGGCCGGCAGGGCGGCGAAGAUGAUCAAAGAAGGGACGGCUGCAGCCGGGGCGGCCAAGGCGGCAGAGCUGAUGAAGAAUACGGGCCAAAUGCGGGGCGCGAUGACCUCAGCCGGCACCGUCGCCCGUGCGGACGCGAAAGUUUCGAGCAAUCUCGAAGCAAUGAAAGCUGCAGAAUUGACGGGAACCUUGGGCCGUCGAUCCACCACCCACGUCUUGAUGCGUAGAACGCGCAACUACCAAAACUCAGCACCGGGAAGAUGA
Molecule: messenger RNA, 360 nt
Organism: Puccinia triticina
Lineage: Eukaryota; Fungi; Basidiomycota; Pucciniomycetes; Pucciniales; Pucciniaceae
Exons: 1
Coding region: 1-360 (119 amino acids)
Source: RefSeq, a predicted model, not a curated record